Molecule: messenger RNA, 852 nt
Organism: Tribolium madens (black flour beetle)
Lineage: Eukaryota; Metazoa; Arthropoda; Insecta; Coleoptera; Tenebrionidae
Product: keratin, type II cytoskeletal 2 epidermal-like
Exons: 4
Coding region: 95-772 (225 amino acids)
Source: RefSeq, a predicted model, not a curated record
UUAACUGUAAACCAUCUUCGAAGAAUAAUAUAUCUGGUGGGGAGCCUAAAGUUUAAACAUUUCAAGAUCGACACCGGUACAUGCCGGUACUAAAAUGUAUUUUACAAUGGGUGUACGAAAUAUUAUACUUUUGGUGACUUUUGUUAGUUCCGUUUUAGCUUAUUCAGGAGAAUUUGUACCAAAAUCCUACUACAUAAUCGACCAAGAUGGCCACAAAUCCGACGUCGUCUACUUCAGGAGUAAAAGGGACGUGGAAUCAUUCCCUCUUUUCCGAGUAAAACGCGGGGGUGGCUCUUCUGCCUCUUCGCAGAGCUCCGCGUCGAGCAGCAGUAACAGUGGGGCAGGGUUUGGAGCUGGCGGCGGCGGCGCCGGGGGUGGUGGCAUACCGUUCCAAGGAGGAAGUGACUACUUUCCGGGAUUCAUAGACCCUGGAUUCGCUGAAUUUUUCAACAACAACUUCAAUGCCUUAGCAAAACUUGCCAGUAGUACGGGCGGCGGUGGUGGCGGCGGAAGUGGUGCUUUUGCACAUUCUUUUGCCAGUUCGAGUUCUAGCGGUUCUUCGGGAAUUCCCGGAGGUUUUGGAGGAGUUGGGGGAACUGCGGAACCCGGAUACAAAGGACCAAUUUUAUAUUCUCGCUUCGGUGAAGAUACUGGUAAUGGUGUUAAAGUUUCAAGUAGCGCUCAAGGACCCAGAGGAGCCUUUAGUUCGAGUUCGUCAUCGAUUGACAGUGAUGGAAAAAUUAAAUAUUCUGUAAAAUCUGGAAAAUACUAGUACCCGCAUUUGUAAUUUUAGUAUUAGGGAUAAUGUAUACGUAUAUGUUGGUACAAUAAAAUAUAACAUGUAAUUAUUUA